AUGGCCGGAACCGAAACCAUCAUAGAAGAACCUAGGACAGUUCGCGAAACUCUUCGCGCCUACGACGUUCUCGAAACCGGAGUUGAGACGAGUUCAGUACCUAGCCAAAAUGCCUCACAACAACCAGUACGGUCAGAACGAAACUGGCCGUCCGACUGGCGACGAAUGCCUGCCUACCAUGAGACAAGCCGGACACAUCGGAUAUCUGACCGAUCCGCUGGACAGGAUUUGGUUGAGUCGGGGAUUGUUGUCGCGAUGUUUUCUGGGGUGUGGAUGAUGGGGACUCUUAACCGAAUAUGGCGGGCAACAGGAGGGAAAUUGAAUGGCCAGAUAAUGAGGUAUCCUGUUGGAGGAGAUUGGUAA
This is a messenger RNA of Talaromyces rugulosus, 363 nucleotides long. RefSeq lists its product as uncharacterized. The record is from RefSeq and is a predicted model, not a curated record. Lineage: Eukaryota; Fungi; Ascomycota; Eurotiomycetes; Eurotiales; Trichocomaceae. The transcript is spliced from 2 exons. Bases 1 to 363 code for a protein of 120 amino acids.